CUGCGCCACCUGCGCACGCGCACACUCGGCAUCCGCCAGCUGACACUACCCAACAGUCUCCGCGCUCCCUAAAGAUGGCGGCGCCCUUAGUGCAUGCCGCCCGCUGGGUGCCCCGGCUCUCCCGUUGCCCCGUUCGUCUCAUGUCGGCCUUCUCCAACCCGUUAGCGUCCGGGGCCCGGCGGGGGCUCUUUAAGGACAUGUUCCCGGCGCAGAGCGCCCCCUUACAAUUGCCCGAGCUCCUCUCCUCUGGACAACAAACCGUCUACUGCGGCUUCGACCCCACGGCGGACUCCCUGCACGUUGGCAACCUGCUGGCUGUGAUGGGCCUGCUGCGCUUCUACCGGGCCGGGCACCACGCCAUCGCCGUCAUCGGCGGAGCCACAGCGCAGAUCGGGGAUCCGAGUGGGAGGAGCCAGGAGAGGGAUCCGCUGGGUGCGGAGCAGCUGGCGGAGAACGUGCGGGGCUUGCGGGAGUGUCUGGACCGCCUCUUCACUAAUUCACAGUCGCUGGUCCCUGAGGGCCAAAACCGGCCCUCGGGCCGAUUCACUGUCCUGGACAAUGCCGCCUGGUACCGGCAAUGGCAGGUGGUGGACUUUCUGGGCUCGGUGGGCAGACACUUCCGCAUGGGCACCCUGCUGAGCCGACACAGCGUACAGAGCCGCCUCAAGUCCCCUGAGGGCAUGAGUCUCACCGAGUUCACCUACCAGGUCUUCCAGGCCUAUGACUUCUACUACCUGAACCGCAACCAUGGCUGCCGCAUACAGCUGGGGGGCACCGACCAACUGGGCAACCUCAUGUCUGGCCACGACUACAUCCAGAGGACCACAGGAGAAGACGUAUUUGGGAUCACCAUGCCUCUCAUCACAAGCACUACUGGAGAUAAGUUGGGGAAGUCAGCAGGGAAUGCUUUGUGGCUGACCAGACCCAAGACUUCUCCAUUUGAACUGUAUCAGUUCUUCGUCCGGCAACAUGACAGCAGUGUAGAGCGCUUCCUAAAGCUCUUCACAUUCAUUCCAUUGCCGGAGAUUGAGCACAUCAUGGAGCAGCAUAGCAAGGAGCCGGAGAAGAGAAUCCCACACAAGAGACUGGCUGCGGAGGUGACAAAACUGGUCCAUGACAAGGAAGGUUUGGAGUCCGCCAAGAGGUGCACACAGGCCCUGUACAAUAGCAGUAUUGACGCUUUGGAAGCCAUGACUGAUCAGGAGCUGCAGGAGCUCUUCCAGGAAGCCCCAUUCACUGAAGUGCUGCAUGAACCCGGUACCAGGGUGCUAGAUGCCUGUCUGAAAGCUUCUGCUAUCCCAGAAGGUGCCCGUGGCUUUGAAACAAUCAGCAGAGGCGGAGUCAGUUUCAACCACAAUAAGGUGACCAAUCCAGAUGAAGUUCUUGUGCUUGGUACGCACAUUCUCCGGAACGGACUGUCUCUCAUCAAGGUGGGGAAGAAAAACUUGUACAUUGUGAAGUGGCUGCAGCUGUGAAGACAGAGAACACUCCAAAUGCCCUGUGUGUACUGGAGGAAUACCCGCCCGAGCUAAUGCUUCUUCCUUCCAGGUUUUAUACACAAGGUUGUUACUCUCACUAAGUGAGAAACUGUUUUGUAUAUACAUGAUACUGUGUUAUAAUAAACUGGAUCAGUUGAAUUUUUAAUCAAAA
Messenger RNA from Rana temporaria (common frog), 1650 nucleotides. It is a transcript of the gene YARS2, whose product is annotated as tyrosyl-tRNA synthetase 2. Gene Ontology annotation, molecular function: ATP binding; tyrosine-tRNA ligase activity; RNA binding. Gene Ontology annotation, cellular component: mitochondrion; cytosol. Lineage: Eukaryota; Metazoa; Chordata; Amphibia; Anura; Ranidae. Gene Ontology annotation, biological process: tyrosyl-tRNA aminoacylation. The coding region runs from base 75 to 1475 and encodes 466 amino acids. The record is from RefSeq and is a predicted model, not a curated record. The transcript is spliced from 5 exons.